CUAUAUAAAUCCCCAACAAAACCCUAACCCUAAAUUCUCCAGCCUCCUCCAAAACCCUAGUUCCACUUCCCGUAGAGCCUCUCUCACGCUCUGAUUCAGCCCCAAAAAUGGGUCGCGUCCGUACGAAAACAGUGAAGAAAUCUUCGCGCCAAGUGAUUGAACGUUACUACUCUCGCAUGACCCUCGACUUCCACACCAACAAGAAGAUCCUCGAGGAGGUUGCAAUCAUCCCCUCUAAACGACUGCGUAACAAGAUCGCCGGUUUCUCCACCCACUUGAUGAAACGGAUCCAGAAGGGUCCUGUUCGUGGCAUCUCCUUGAAGCUUCAAGAGGAGGAGCGUGAACGACGCAUGGACUUUGUCCCAGAUGAGAGCGCCAUCAAAACGGAUCAAAUUGAGGUUGAUAAGGAGACUCUUGACAUGCUUGAAGCUCUUGGGAUGAAUGAGAUCCCGGGUAUAGUUCGGGUCGACCCGGUUUCAACACCUGCGCUCGAGUUCGCUGUUGGAGCUAGGAGGAGGUAUUAAAAGAGAGUGGAAUUUCGUGGGUGUCUCUUUUUAAUCCUUAUUUUUAAUGUUUUUGUUUUAAUCGAAUUUUGUGGCAAAAUUUUAUUCAGAAUGAAGAGUUUAGUUUUGCUUUCUCGGAACACUUGGUAUUAUGCUGAACAAAUAGUGUUAAUUUUUUUAUUAUUUUUUAUGUGAAAUUAUUAGUUAUAAA
Messenger RNA from Mangifera indica (mango), 714 nucleotides. RefSeq names its product 40S ribosomal protein S17-like. The transcript has a single exon. Gene Ontology annotation, molecular function: structural constituent of ribosome. The coding region runs from base 108 to 524 and encodes 138 amino acids. Gene Ontology annotation, cellular component: ribosome. NCBI's taxonomy places the organism in Eukaryota, Viridiplantae, Streptophyta, Magnoliopsida, Sapindales, Anacardiaceae. Gene Ontology annotation, biological process: translation. The record is from RefSeq and is a predicted model, not a curated record.